AUGGGGUCCCUACUACUCGCUAUAUAUUCCAGUCUUCUCCUUUUUACAAGGUUGUCUGAAGCGCAGGACCCAGAAGAAGAUGAAACCGUGCCAGACAAUUUCCCCAAAGCAUUCAUCACGGCCAUGGUGGUGGCGGUUAUUUGUGUCGUCUUACUUGUUAUCCUAGUAUGCGUCUUCGCGCACUGCUGGCAACACAUCCUCGGGCCGAGAAAGCACAGCAACGGUGGCCGCAGGGGGACAUUAAGGAAUUCGUCAUCGACAUCCUCACUACUUAGGGAGAGAUGGCUUGAACCUGUGUUUGAAUGGCCACAACAACUAAGCACACGGUCGAGGAAUAACAGGAGGAGGAGGCGGCAGUGGCAAAGGCAGAGAGAUUGGAAGGGGUGGAGGGGAUUUCCGAGGAUGGGAAACGGACCGGUGGGAGAUGAGAGAGGAUAUAGGGGCACAGAAGAUAGGAGGAAGGAGGGUCAAGAAGCGAAGGUAUAUAGGGGUUGGUGGGUUGAUGAAGAUGGGAGUGUAAUGGGCGGUUCUAUUUGA
Hypoxylon trugodes is the source of this 537-nucleotide messenger RNA. RefSeq lists its product as uncharacterized. The transcript is spliced from 2 exons. NCBI's taxonomy places the organism in Eukaryota, Fungi, Ascomycota, Sordariomycetes, Xylariales, Hypoxylaceae. The record is from RefSeq and is a predicted model, not a curated record. The coding region runs from base 1 to 537 and encodes 178 amino acids.